This is a messenger RNA of Paramuricea clavata, 12656 nucleotides long. NCBI's taxonomy places the organism in Eukaryota, Metazoa, Cnidaria, Anthozoa, Malacalcyonacea, Plexauridae. The record is from the annotation of a GenBank genome assembly.
AAACUAUUUUACCUAGUAUGAAUAUCAAGGCAAUUAAUGAAGAAUGGUUUUAUGAUGACAUAACAACAAGAGGAGUUUCGUUUGAUGGGUUUCUUCCACAAGCGUGCAAGACGCCUUUAGGAAAUAUACCUUUAGGAAAUACGCCGGAAUUCGAGCUGAUUCAUACACCAGAGAAAAUGGCAGAUUUCCAGAACAACGAUUGGUAUCGCAAGAAUUGGAAAUUAGGAGACACAAUGUUGACCUUCUCCCCUCUGCAACCGGAUAAACAUAUAUUGGUUGAUGCUUAUCGAAAGGAGAUGGCUAAAAUCUUGUCUUGUCCUUGUGAUUCAAAAUGUUGUAAACAUGAUGCUUCGUGUGGUGCUUGGCCUACCCGGGGAUCUUGCCGAGGGCUGAGCACUCUUUGCGAAGAUGUGUCUCGUUAUGGGGAUGUGUUGACCGGCAGUAACGUCUUGGACGAUGGGAAAAUUUAUGAUGUCAAAAAGGAAAUUUAUCGUUUAACAGACCGUGUAUUUGCUGCACUGGCGAAAUGUUAUGAAGUUGAUGCAAGCGGAACUUUUGCCAUACUUGACGAACUUUACAGGAGGGAAAUAAUUUCGUCGGAAGCAAGAGAUAAUUUUGCAAGUGCUGCGGCCAUUGCAAUCAAGCUAAGAAUAAGUACGUACCUUAAAGCUGGAAAACAAGGGGAACAGCUCAUGGCAAGUUCAAACGAAGAAACAGGGAAGUUUACUUCUGUUUACUAUAUGCCAAAUAAUGAAGAACUGUUUCACUUUUUCUUUAUUGCCAUUCCUUUGUAUGAAGAGUUACAAAAGUUCAAGGCAGCCGGAAACAUACCGCCGUCGCUUACACACAGUUCAUUCUAUGACGAUUCUGACGUCACGAUGGGUCAUAUAUAUUGUCGCUUGUUAAACUACGACGAAGCUCUAAAAUGCUACGACCGUACUCUUCAAUUGGAUUCAGAAAACCUGAGUAUUGAAAUUCGUCGAAUAAGUAUUGCACUUUGUAUUACAAAGGACACAGAAGAGAUGGAUAAGAUUCGAGAAAAUUUGGAUAACUUGUUGUGUAAGAUAGACCAAAGUUGGUCCAAGCCGCAUCGGGAAACCACAACAUUUGUCAAUCGCUUGGAUUUCGAGGAAAUGCGGCAAUUGCUAGAAGUAUUGUCUUUGGCUUCCUUGUUUCUUGAUUGUCCCAAAUAUUCUGAAUUGGCACGAAACAUUCUGUUCCAAGAUAGCACUGUAAGGGAAUACAGUGGUGGAAGAACUGAUGAAUUUGCCUUUAUGGUAAUCUCGAUGGUACCCGGGGGUUCUGAUCAGCAGGACCUAACUGACAGGGUAACUUCUGAAAUGCCAUCUUUAAUUGACGAAGAAGGUGUGAGCACUAAAAGUAUUCGGUGGUUAAAUAUGCUUGGUGAGUUUCUAUUUAAAAUGCAUAAACCUGACAAGGCUUAUCGUUGUUUUCAAAGAGCAUUGAGUAUGGAGCGCCUCCUUUACCAAACCAAACCAAACAUGAAUAUGAUGACAUCUUUAUAUUCUCUUGGGACGACGUCAUUCUACUUGUCGAUGUAUAACGAAAGCAAGUUUUACUUCGAAUCGUUUGUGCGACUAUUUGAAUCAUUAGGUAGACCUAGCGUUGGAUUAAUAGACGUUAAGAUAGCUUAUUGGCACUUGGCGAUGGUGAGCCAGGAAUUGGGAAAUUCUGCGGAGGAAUGUGUGUGUUACGUCGAGAAAGGUUUAAAGGCAACCACAGGAAGCCAAAAUGAUACAGAAUUAUGUUUAGAUUGUGUCCUCCAUUGUCAGUUAGCGAUUGCAUGGCAUACUCAACACAACCAAGAGCAAGCUUGGAAGUCUGCUUUGGAAGGAAAAGCUUGCUUGAGAAAAAUUGUUGGAGUAAAUAAAAGGGCAAGUACGACUUGUGCCGUUGCUGAGAAGUUGGCUAAAAUACAGAAAGUAAACGAAGGAAUUGAAAUAUUGCAGGAAGAAGUUCAAAAACUGACUUCCCAGUUUCAAACGGAAGAAAAGGCCUCGUGUCUAAUGAAGCUUGGUGAAAUUUGUUUUGAGCAAGGUUUGGCAUCAGAUGCUGAGAAUUAUUACAAACAAGCGCUAGAGGUUUUGGUUGAAAUGCAGGAUAAUGAAGAUAGUUUUGACAUCUUGGAGUGUAAUAUUGGCAUUUCAAAAGCCAUUAUGAUGGAUAACAGAGUGUCUGAAGCAAAAAUAGCUUUGAAUCAAGCUUUCAUUUUAACCAAAAAAUUGCAUGCAAGUUUUCAAAAAAUGAAUCUUUUUUGGGAUAUGGGAACAUUUUGCGAAAAUCGUGGUUACAUCAGUUGUGCUCGACAAUGGUUUGAUGAAGGCUUAAGAUCGUACACAGAGCUAUCGAACGUCGCCAAAAAAAACAAAAAAACCGCCUUUUUAGAGGUUGGAUUAGAGCUGCAGGUUGGAAAGUUGGCUAAGAAGGCUUGUGCUAUUGACUCAGUCAACCCUGAAAUUGCGAUGCAGGUUCAGCGAAGUUAUUAUGAUCGCGCGGCUGAAACAUUACGGCAACAUGUACUUACCGAACAAGUUGACUCGAUGACUCUUAACAUGUUUUUAUUAGUUGCUGUGGAGUACAGGUCAGUAGACGAAAGUGAAGCGAUAAGACUUUUGUUGCAAGCUUUGGAUGUUAGUGAAAAAGUUUACGGAAAAAAUAAAUCAAAUGAGAUGGUCAUCAAUAUAUUUAAAGAGCUUUCUCGCACCUACUUCGAUACAGAAGAUUUGAAAGCCUGUAUAAAAUAUUCAGAGCUUCUAAUAAAGAUGAAGAUGGAUCUGCAUUUAUCAAACCCUUUUCUUGAACUUAUUUCCGAGAAUUUGAUGAUGUUGGCCUUUUCAUCCUUGCAAUAUUCCGUUAGUAUUGAUACUGUCCAACGUGCUUACGAAUUUCUUUUAUCUGCUCAGAAGGACAAGGCUUCAACAGACAAUACCGCAACUGCCAGAUGUUUUACCUGUCUAGGUAUAUUAUUCUACACUUUAGGUGACUUGAAAAAAGCCGAGACUUCAAUCGAGGUGGCAAGUCAGUUAUUUAGCGAAAUUCAGGAAAGUGUUGAAAGAAAAAAACUACCGUUCGAAGCAACUUGCGACAUCAUGAAAGUAAUAUUAUCAUCGAAGAAGAUAUUACCGUUAGAUAAGAAAAAACUUUACGAAUCUGUUUGGGAAGCAUUUGUUGCUUUGCGGCGAGAAGCUACCUUGGCUGAAGACUCAAAAACUUUGGAGAACUGUAGCAAUGGUCGAGAAAAUGUACAAUUGUUCAUUCCAAGUCCCGAUGAUGUGAAGCGUCGAGAAAUUGACUUUUCAGAUCUGACUGUAGAAGGAAAACAACUUGUACUGCGUACUCACUUAGACGCUCUUGAGUAUAAGCGGAGGAAAGGCAAUGUCCAUCAGGCUGCAAAAAUACACACUUCUGUUGAAGCUGAUGAGUUAUCUUUGUAUGAAAACUGUCCCUAUGAUGCUGUUGAAAAGCUAAUCAGCGACGCGAUCAGAGCAAAAGAAGACAAUGGACCUAGUAGUGGUAUUAGAUCUUUCGAUCUUGCUUUACAGCUGGCAUCUACCUGGAAACAAAAGACCAAGAUUCUUAAAUUGCGUGCGGAAUGUUAUUUAUCAAGGGACGAUUUCCGAACCGCUGCAAUUAAUUUCAAUGAAGCUGUUCGCGUUUAUUCUAACAGGACAGUAGAAAAUCGUGAUGACCUGUGUGAAUAUUCAAAAGUGGCAAUUGGUUUAAUAAAAACCGAAAUGCUUUGCCAGAAUGUAGCAGGUGCAUGGCAUAGAUAUCGCGAGGCAAUGAAACUGGUGUCUCAUCAUGAACAUGAACUUCUGCAAGUGAUAGAGUUGCAUUACCUUGGAGCAAAGUGCUUGUAUAUUUUGUCAAAAAAUGUAGAAAGUAAAGAUGAUGAGCUUGCCAAAGUAUGCUUUUUGUGUCAACAAGCUCUUUUGCUCCACAACGAACACGAACAAAUGAGAGAAACCUUGGAACUUGAAGAACUUAAGAUUUUGGUUUGUGAAGUGUGUCUGCUGUUCGUGGCCGUUUUACGAAAGUUACAUGAAGAAGAAAAAGCAGAUACAAUUUUGGAAGGGGUGGCGGAACAUUUAAUAAAUGGCGCCGACCAACUUGAAUCUGAACCUGCAUUUCGAAAAAUAUUUCCAAAAUCAUUUCGUCGCCUAUUUUCAGAUAUUGGUCGAGUGUUAGUUGAGCGUGAUGAAAUAAAGCAAUCUAUAACUUGGCUGAGUAAGGCACUCGGGGUGUUUUUCUCGGCUGCUCUUCCCGAUAUGUUGUCAUUUUAUGAAGAAUUACUUCCUUUGCUGCAGGCAAUAACGGUUACUAAAUCCAGUGAUGCUAGUCACGAAAGUCGCUCUCCAUUUCAACAAGCUCUUGAUAUGUGCAAAGACGUGUUGGUAGAGCACGGCAAUGAUUUAAACAACAUCUACGAGUUUUUAAAAACUUUGGCAAGUCUCUACAUGGGCCUUGGGCGCACUGAAGAAGCAAUUGUUGUAGCAGAAACUGGUUUGGAAAUAUGCCAUUUGAUGGGGGAUAACAAUGUCACUGAUCGAAUAAACAUUCGCGGCAGAAUGCUACUUUAUCUGGCCCAAAUGCACCAACUAAAUUCAACUAACUCGGCCUUUGAUAGAAAUAAGGAGCUAAAUCUUGCAGAACGGUAUUACCUUACCGAUCAAGACUCGGAAUUUGUACUUCAAAAGAAUCUAAGCUACGCCAACUUUCUAUGUGGACAAAAGCGUUUUGCGGAGGCUGAUGCUGUGCUUCAGGAUAUGAGCAAUUUAGGCAAAGAAUUGUCGGAUAAGUCUGUGUAUUGUGCCUAUUUUUCACGUGUCUUUUAUGGUCUCGGCAUACAGAAAAGCGUCCAAGUUGACGGCGAGCUAUUGUCAACUGUUGAACAUUGUAUGUACAGCACAAUGGUCCGAGUGUUUGUUGGAUUGGGAAAGAGAAGAGAAGCAGUAGCUGCGUGCGAGAAGUUGACAGCUAACCCAGUAGUUGUUCAUGAUUCAAUUCACGGGAAACGUCCUUCCAGUAUCCCAUACCUUAUCGAAGCCUGUCAUCGCGAGUUGUUGUCUCUUUUGAGUGACGAAGACCAAAAACAACUUCAGAAUUGUGAAUUUCCGUUAUCUCCAGCAAAUAUUUUCAAAUUGUAUUACAUGCUUAACCAAUACUCCUUGGCACUGAAAUACUACACGAACGAGACACAAUCACCCGACUUGAUCGAAAUGAAAAUUACAUGCUUGCGCUUAGCUGGAAAUGAGUUAGUGGAAAUGGAUAGAGGAAAAGAAUCACUUUCAUACUUCACGCAAUUUCUUGCAAUGCUUCAAACUAAAGAGGGAUUUCUGGACAAGCCCUUUCAUGUUCAAUGCGCAACCUUUGCAGGAUAUUCUUCUGCAAAUCAAUAUUAUAUUUUCCGCUCUUUGGGACGAAUAAUGGGGCGCGAAAGAGGGAAUCUUGAUGGUGCAAUUCAGUGUUAUGAACGAUGCCUUGAGCUGGAUGAAGAUUUGAUUCUUGACCAAAGCCUUGUGGCAGUCCUGGCUGGGCUUUAUCAAUCGAAAGCGUUAACAGUUGACAUAGAAAACCAAGAUUCCUGCAAACGACAGAUGAACCGUGCUCUUGAUUUGUUCCAGAAGCUGUUUCAAAAGACUGCCGAAUUGACACCAUUUGUAGAAUACUCGUUUGGGUCACUUUUGUUGAAAUUGGAACGAUAUCAUGAAGCUGUUGAACAUUUUGAAAAUGUUAUUAAAUGGGCAAGUAACAUAGUUGUGGUGAAUUGUACGGACGUAGACAAGCCGUUGUUCGACGUUUACCUUCGUUGUGAAAUUGAAGUUAGAGGCAGUAUUGACAUCCCACUGAGAGUCCAAGCUUCCUACGAGUUAAUUUUAACGUAUAUGAAAUUGAAUGAAAUGGGAAAAGCCCAAGAAGUUGCGCUUCGAUUGGAGGAUUAUGUUGACAUUUUUAAACGCAUUCCGGACACUUCUCUGUUUUCUCUGUUUCUGUCUAUUGUAGGAUAUGCCAACAAACUAAUUGGAAACAUCGAAAAAGCCGCGGAGAUAUUCGUUUCGGCAUUGGAGAUCAUCCCGGGACAUUUAUGCAGCACAAUGGUCCGAGUGUUUGUUGAAAUGGGAAAGAAAAGAGAAGCAGUAGCUGCGUGCGAGAAGCUGACAGCUAACCCAGUAGUUGUUCAUGAUGCAAUUGACGGGAAACGUCCUUCCAUUACCCCAUACCUUAUCGAAGCCUGUCAUCGCGAGUUGUUGUCGCUUUUGAGUGACGAAGACCAAAAGCAACUUCAGAAUUCUGAAUUUCCGUUAUCUCCAGCAAAUAUAUUCAAAUUGUAUUACAUGCUUAACGAAUACACCUUGGCACUAAAAUACUACACGAACGAGACGAAAUCAGCCGACUUGAUGGAAAUGAAAAUUUCAUGCUUGUACUUAGCUGGAAAUGAAUUAGUGGAAAUGGAUAGAGGAGAUGAAUCACAUUCAUACUUCACGCAAUUUCUUGCAUUGCUUCAAACUAAAGAGGGAUUUCUCGACAAGCCCUUUCAUAUUCAAUGCGCAAUCCUUGCAAGAUAUUAUUUUGCAAAUCAAUAUUACAUUUUCCGCUUGUUGGGACGAAUAAUGGCAUGCGAAAGAGGGAAUCUUGGUGGUGCAAUUCAGUGUUAUGAACGAUGCCUUGAGCUGGAUGAAGAUUUGAGCCUUGACCAAAACUUUGUGGCAACCCUGGCUGAUCUUUAUCAAUCAAAAGCCUUAACAUGUGACAUAGAAAACCAUGAUUCCUGCAAACGACAGAUGAACCUUGCUUUUAAUUUGUUCCAGAAGCUGUUUCAAAAGACUACCGAAUUGACACCAUUUGUAGAAUGCUCGUUUGGAUCACUUUUGUUGAAAUUGGAACGAUAUCAUGAAGCUGUUGAACAUUUUGAAAAUGUUAUUAAAAGAGCGGGUGACUUAUCUAUGGGCUGUACGGACGUAGCCAAGCCGUUGUUCGACGUUUACCUUCGUCGUGAAAUUGAAGCUAGAGGCUGUAUUACCAUCCCAUUGAAAUUCCAAGCUUUCUACGAGUUAAUUUUAACGUAUAUGAAAUUGAAUGAAGUGAGAAAAGCCCAAGAAGUUGCUCUUCAAUUGGAGAAGUACGUUGAACUUUUUCAAUCAACUCCAGAGUUUCCUCUGGCUCUGUCUACUGUAGGAUAUGCCAACAAACUAAUUGGAAACAAAGAAAAAGCCGCGGAGAUAUUCGUUUCUGUGUUGGAAAUCAACCCGGGACAUUUAUGCAGCACAAUGGUCCGAGUGUUUGUUGAAAUGGGAAAGAAAAGAGAAGCAGUAGCUGCGUGCGAGAAGCUGACAACCAACCCAGUAGUUGCUCAUGAUGCAAAUCGCGAGAAACGUCCUUCCAGUAUCCCAAACCUUAUCGAAGCCUGUCAUCGCGAGUUGUUGUCUCUUUUAAGUGAUGAAGACCGAAAGCAACUUCAGAAUUGUGAACUUCCGUUAUCUCCAGCAAAUAUUUUCAAAUUGUAUUACAUGCUUAACGAAUACACUUUGGCACUAAAAUACUACACAAACGAGACGCAAUCACCCGAGAUGAUCGAAAUGUGCAGGACAAUGUUUCGAGUGUUUGUUGAAAUGGGAAAGAAAAGAGAAGCAGUCGCUGCGUGCGAGAAGCUGACAACCAACCCAGUAGUUGUUCAUCAUGCAAUUGACGGGAAACGUCCUUCCAGUAUCCCAUACCUUAUCGAAGCCUGUCAUCGCGAGUUGUUGUCUCUUUUGUGUGAUGAAGACCGAAAGCAACUUCAAUUGCAAAGUUGUGAACUUCCGUUAUCUCCAGCAAAUAUUUUCAAAUUGUAUUACAUGCUUAACGAAUACACCUUGGCACUAAAAUACUACACGAACAAGACGCAAUCACCCGACUUGAUCGAAAUGAAAAUUUCAUGCUUGCGCUUAGCUGGAAAUGAAUUAGUGGAAAUGGAUAGAGGAAAUGAAUCACAGUUAUACUUUUUCGGAUUUCUUAGAAUGCUUCAAACUAAAGAGGGAUUUCUGGACAAGCCCUUUCGUGUUCAAUGCGCAUCGCUUGCAGGAUUUUCUUAUGCAAGUCAAUAUUACAUUUUCCGCUCGUUGGGAGAGAUAAUGGCAGGCGAAAGAGGGAAUCUCGGUGGUGCAAUUCAGUGUUAUGAACGAUGCCUUGAAUUGGAUGAAGAUUUGACCCUUGACCAAGACCUUGUGGCAAACCUGGCUGAACUUUAUCAAGUAAAAGCGUUAACCGGUGACAUAAAAAACCAAGAUUUCUGCAAACGACAGAUGAACCUUGCUCUUGAUUUGUUUCAGAAGCUGCUUCAAAAGACUGCCGAAUUUACACCAUUUGUAAAAUGUUCGUUUGGGUCGCUCUUGUCGAAAUUGGAACGUUAUCAUGAAGCUAUUAAACAUUUUGAAAAUGUUAUUGAAAGAGCAGAUGACAAAAAACUUAUGGACUAUACGGGCGUAGUCAAGCCGUUGUUCGACGUUUACCUUCGUCGUGAAAUUGAAGCUAGCGGCAGCAUUACUAUCCCAGUGAAAGUCCACGCUUUCUACAAGUUAAUUUUAAUGUAUAUGAAAUUGAAUAAAGUGGGAAAAGCCCAAGAAGUUGCGCUUCGAUUGGAGAAUUAUGUUGAACGUUUUCAAUGCACUCCAAAUAGUUAUCUGGCUCUGUCUAUUGUAGGAUAUGCCAACAAACUAAUUGGAAACAAAGAAAAAGCCGCGGAGAUAUUUGUUUCGGUAUUGGAGAUCGUCCCGGGACAUUUAUGCAGCACAAUGGUCCUGGUGUUUGUUGAAAUGGAAAAGAAAAGAGAAGCAGUAGCUGCGUGCGAGAAGCUGACAGCCAACCCAGUAAUUGUUCAUGAUGCAAUUGACGAGAAACGUCCUUCCAGAUACCUUAUUGAGGCCUGUCAUCGCGAGUUGUUUUCGCUUUUGAGUGACGAAGACAAAAAAACUCUUCAGAAUUGUGAAUUUCCGUUAUCUCCAGCAAAUAUUUUCAAAUUGUAUUACAUGCUUAACGAAUAUACUUUGGCACUAAAACACUACACGAACGAGACGCAAUUACCCGAGAUGAGCGAAAUGUGUAGGACAAUGUUCCGAGUGUUUGUUGAAAUGGGAAAGAAAAGAGAAGCAGUCGCUGCGUGCGAGAAGCUGACAGCUAGCCCUGUAGUUGUUCAUGAUGCAAUUGAUGGGAAACGUCCUUCCAUUACCCCAUACCUUAUCGAAGCCUGUCAUCGAGAGUUGUUGUCUCUUUUAAGUGACGAAGACCAAAAACAACUCCAGAAUUGUGAAUUUCCGUUAUCUCCAGCAAAUAUAUUCAAAUUGUAUUACAUGCUUAACGAAUACACCUUGGCACUGAAUUACUACACAAUCGAGACGCAAUCACCCGACUUGAUCGAAAUGAAAAUUUCAUGCUUGCGUUUAGCUGGAAAUGAGUUAGUGGAAAUGGAUAGAGGAAAUGAAUCACUUUUAUACUUCAUGCAAUUUCUAAGAAUGCUUCAAACCAAAGAGGGAUUUCUCGACAAGCCCUUUCAUACCCAAUGCGCAACUCUUGCAGGGUACUCUUUUGCGAAUCAAUAUUACAUUUUCCGCUCGUUGGGACGAAUAAUGGGGCGCGAAAGAGGGAAUCUUGAUGGUGCAAUUCAGUGUUAUGAACGAUGCCUUGAGCUGGAUGAAGAUUUGAGCCUUGACCAAAGCCUUGUGGCAACUCUGGCUGAGCUUUAUCAGUCAAAAGCGUUAACAGUUGACAUAGAAAACCAAGAUUCUUGCAAACGACAGAUUAGCCUUGCUCUUGAUUUGUUUCAGAAGCUGCUUCAAAAGACUGCCGAAUUGACACCAUUUGUAGAAUGCUCGUUCGGGUCACUUUUGUCGAAAUUGGGACGUUAUCAUGAAGCUGUUGAACAUUUUGAAAAUGUUAUUAAAAGAACGGAUUACUCAUUCAUGGGCUCUAAGAUAGGGGGCGUAUUCAAGCCGUUGUUCGACGUUUACCUUCGUCGUGAACUUGAAGCUAGAGGCAGCAUUACCAUCCCAGUGAAAGUCCAAGCUUUCUACGAGUUAAUUUUAAUGUAUAUGAAAUUGAAUGAAGUGGAAAAAGCCCAAGAAGUUGCGCUUCGAUUGGAGAAUUAUGUUGAACUUUUUGAAAGCACUCCAGAGAUUUCUCUGUGUCUUUCUAUUGUAGGAUAUGCCAACAAACUAAUUGGAAACAAAGAAAAAGCCGCGGAGAUAUUUGUUUCGGCAUUGGAGAUCAUCCCGGGACAUUUAUGCAGCAUAAUGGUCCGAGUGUUUGUUGAAAUGGGAAAGAAAAGAGAAGCAGUAGCUGCGUGCGAGAAGCUGACAGCCAACACAGUAGUUGCUCAUGAUGCAAUUGACGAGAAACGUCCUUCCAUUACCCCAUACCUUAUCGAAGCCUGUCAUCGCGAAUUGUUGUCUCUUUUGAGUGACGAAGACCAAAAGCAACUUCAGAAUUGUGAAUUUCCGUUAUCUCCAGAAAAUAUUUUCAAAUUGUAUUACAUACUUAACCAAUACACCUUGGCAUUGAAAUGCUACACAAAUGAGAUGAAAUCACCCGACUUGAUCGAAAUGAAAAUUUCAUGCUUGCGCUUAGCUGGAAAUGAAUUAGUGGAAAUGGAUAGAGGAAAAGAAUCAGAUUUAUACUUCACGCAAUUUUUUGCAAUGCUUCAAACUAAAGAGGGAUUUCUGGACAAGCCCUUUCAUACCCAGUGCGCAACCCUUGCAGGAUAUUCUUUUGCAAAUCAAUAUUACAUUUUCCGCUCGUUGGGAGAGAUAAUGACACGCGAAAGAGGGAAUCUUGGUGGUGCAAUUCAAUGUUAUGAACGAUGCCUUGAACUGGAUGAAGAUUUGACCCUUGACCAAAGCCUUGUGGCAGUCCUGGCUGUCCUUUAUCAAUCAAAAGCGUUAACAGUUGACAUAAAAAACCAAGAUUCCUGCAAACGACAGAUGAACCUUGCUCUUGAUUUGUUUCAGAAACUGCUUCAAACGACUGCCGAAUUGACACCAUUUGUAGAAUGCUCGUUUGGGUCACUUUUGUCGAAAUUGGAAGGUUAUCAUGAAGCUGUUGAACAUUUUGAAAAUGUUAUUAAAAGAGCAGAUGACGAAGCUUUGGUCUCAGUUAUAGUCUAUACGGACGUAGACAAGCCGUUGUUCGACGUUUACCUUCGUCGUGAAAUUGAAGCUAGUGGCAGUAUUACCAUCCCAAUAAAAGUCCAAGCUUUCUACGAGUUAAUUUUAAUGUAUAUGAAAUUGAAUGAAGUGGGAAAAGCCCAAGAAGUUGCGCUUCGAUUGGAGAAUUAUGUUGAAGGUUUUCAACGCACUCCAAAGACUUAUCUGACUCUGUCUAUUGUAGGAUAUGCCAACAAACUAAUUGGAAACAAAGAAAAAGCCGCGGAGAUAUUUGUUUCGGUAUUGGAGAUCAUCCCGGGACAUUUAUGCAGCACAAUGGUCCGAGUGUUUGUUGAAAUGGGAAAGAAAAGAGAAGCAGUAGCUGCGUGCGAGAAGCUGACAGCUAACCCAGUAGUUGUUCAUGAUGCAAUUGACGAGAAACGUCCUUCCAGAAUCCCAUACCUUAUCGAAGCCUGUCAUCGCGAGUUGUUGUCUCUUUUGAGUGAUGAAGACCGAAAACAACUUCAGAGUUGUGAAUUUCCGUUAUCUCCAACAAAUAUUUUCAAAUUGUAUUACAUGCUUAACCAAUACACCUUGGCACUAAAAUACUACACAAACGAGACGGAAUCAGCCGACUUGAUGGAAAUGAAAAUUUCAUGCUUGCGCUUAGCUGGAAAUGAAUUAGUACAAAUGAAUAGAGGAAAUGAAUCACAUUCAUACUUCACACAAUUUCUUGCAAUGCUUCAAACUAAAGAGGGAUUUCUGGACAAGCCCUUUCAUACCCAGUGUGCAACCCUUGCAGGAUAUUUUUUUGCAAAUCAAUAUUACAUUUUCCGCUCGUUGGGAGAGAUAAUGGAAUGCGAAAGAGGGAAUCUCGAUGGUGCAAGUCAGUGUUAUGAACGAUGCCUUGAGCUGGAUAAAGAUUUGACCCUUGACCUUUUUCGAUCAAAAGCGUUAACAGUUGACAAAGAGAACAAAGAUUCCUGCAACCGACAGAUGAGCCUUGCUCUUAAUUUGUUGCAGAAACUGCUUCCGACGACUGGCGAAUUGACACCAUUUAGAGAAUGCUGGUUUGGGUCAUGUUUGCUGAAAUUGGAACGUUAUCAUGAAGCUGUUGAACAUUUUGAAAAUAUUAUUAAAAGAGAAGAUGACGAACCUGCUGUCUCAGUUAUAGACUAUACCGACGUAGACAAGCCGUUGUUCGACGUUUACCUUCAUCGUGAAGUUGAAGUUAGAGGCAGUAUUGCCAUCCCAGUGAAAGUCCACGCUUUCUACGCGUUAAUUUUAACGUAUAUGAAAUUGAACGAAGUGGGAAAAGCCCAAGAAGUUGCGCUUCGAUUGGAACAUUAUGUUGAACUUUUUCAAUUUACUCCAGAGUAUUCUCUGUUUCUGUCUACUGUAGGAUAUGCGAACAAAGUUAUUGGAAACAAAGAAAAAGCCGCGGAGAUAUUUGUUUCUGUAUUGGAAAUCAACCCGGGACAUUUACCGGUCACAGAAGCAUUGGAAAGCCUUUGUGUGUAA